Durusdinium trenchii is the source of this 1845-nucleotide messenger RNA. The record is from the annotation of a GenBank genome assembly. Lineage: Eukaryota; Dinophyceae; Suessiales; Symbiodiniaceae.
GACCGAGCCCGAAAAUGGCGAAGCCAUCCACGGACAAGUUUUUGUCGCAGUGAAUAUCACGCGUGGAAUGCCAUGGUUCAGAAAAGAUGCAGAGCCAGGAUGGUUUGUUGUGGGCGGUCGCAGAGCGGCAGAGAGGUUGAACGCAGACUGGCUUGACAAGAAGGAUUUGGGGCAGCUUUGCGAGGACAUCACUCGCCUGGGAAACCACCUUCAUUUGUUUGAGGAUGAGCCGUACGUCCUCUGCAAGAGCGAAAAGUACUGUAGUUUCUGUUUGUUUCUGAUGACUGCCGUCUUCGUCUUCAUUACAGUGGCCAUCAGUGUUUUGAAUCAGGAACACUCAGCUGCACUGAUGAUCACCUCGGGAGUCCUGCUGGGCGUGACCACCAUGUGUUGUUUUUGCAUGAAUUUUCGGAGGAGACGAAUGAUGGAUUGGGAGGCACUUCUCGAAGCCUUAGCUAUUUUUUGCCGGUAGCGAUGAUUCCCAACAGGGACUUGCAGUUCGGUCUCUGGCCGAAGCGGGGGGCUGCAUCGGCCGAUGCCAAAACCUGAGGUGUAUGGUGGAGGUGUAGAACUUAGACGAGCUUUUUCAGCCAACUCGAACCUGAACCUGUCGCAAAAGUAACAGUGUCAAUUAGCCAGGGAAACAGAUAACACAAAAUAAAGACAUGUUACAUCUGUUGUAGAUACAGUAUGGAUUUAUAGUCACGUAUGAAGCGAUUCUAGCUUAAUCAGCUGCAGAGAGCCAAAGUGUGACCGAGCCAGAUGACUAUAAACUUCUUUCCGUUUGUUGCCAUGAUCCAGACACAUACAGUAGAUUGAGAAUCAGAUUUGUGCAACCAUGCAGGUGCCUCAUGGUUCCAUCAAAAGAUUUGCAGCGAGGUGGAGCCGGAAGCAAGUUGGCUCAUGUGGCUUUUCGUUUCGACGCUGCUUGAAUGCGGCGUUGUUGGUUUUGUUGCCGCCUGUGGCUACACCACUGUGAUUUUCAUAGCUCAGCAGUGGUACACAGACAGUUAAUCACCUAUUCACUAAUCCGAUUAUAAGUUAAGUUUCCCUAUACAUUUAGGAACCACAUGAUUAGUGCGAGCACGAGCUAUCCUGCGUCCUAGGUAGUAGCUACUUAAGCUACUAACUACCUCUUCUCCUAGCUAUACCUAGCUACUUCCUACCUCCACACGGCCUACCCCCCCCGUGCAACAAAACUCAGGUAUGGAUUGAACUUGGCUUUUGAGUUUCAUCAAGAUGGUCCAAGCUACUUCAUCCUCAAGCCAAAAGCAGAGGUUUCGGGGACUGAGCAAACAGGCCAAGGGGUCGACCAGGUCUGAGAUCAACGUACCCUUGUGUCCAGCCUGAGUCUUGUAUAGACGCCAAGAAGUCAGGCAGAAAUUCAAGACUUGAUAAAGAUCAAGGCAGAUAUUUUGAAAUCAAAGGCCAUGACGUCCGUAGCUUAUGAGGUGUGGAGGUGACUGUCAAAAGACAGGCAUCUUCAACUAGAUUUGUUUGACUGCCCGCAUACGACGGGCGAGACGUAUCAUCACUGUACGUAGGUAAACGUAGUUAUUGUAGAGCUACACUGCAGGGAAGAUCCCAGCUCUUGGUUUUCGCUGGACAAUACUGUGGAGUUCAGGGCAGGGUGGCAUUUUGUCAGUAGCUUCAUGUAUAGGUGGGAAGAGAGCUCACUCUGGCUUUCUCUCUAUUCAAUUCGCAUUCAUGAGUCAUGAUCCUUUGUGUGUCUUUCAAAAUGCCAACGCAGUCUAGAGCCUUGGGCUUCGUUCACUUUGUUCACCAUGUUCAGUGCCACAGAAUCCAAGAACCUUUGUGAUUCAUGCCUUUGUCAUUUCUAUGACU